Molecule: messenger RNA, 2935 nt
Organism: Molossus molossus (Pallas's mastiff bat)
Lineage: Eukaryota; Metazoa; Chordata; Mammalia; Chiroptera; Molossidae
Gene: PPFIBP2
Product: PPFIA binding protein 2
Exons: 26
Coding region: 164-2905 (913 amino acids)
Biological process (GO): neuromuscular junction development
Cellular component (GO): presynaptic active zone
Molecular function (GO): protein binding
Source: RefSeq, a predicted model, not a curated record
UUGGUGGAUCAGUUGGUCGGUGGGUCAGUGGCCUGCAGCCUGGCUCUCAGCUCUCAUGUUCCGAGGUGAGAGGGACACGCGAGCGGCCCGCACACCUGACCCGCCCGGAGAGGAGCCCCGCACCCAGUAAGAGAAGGAGGAGACCAAGCAGGGAGACGGAGCCAUGGCUUCUGAGGCCAGUCACGCGCUGGAAGCUGCCCUGGAGCAGAUGGACGGGAUCCUUGCAGGCACGAAAACAGGUGCAGAUAUUACUGACGGUACCCGUGAGCCUGGCCUGGCCUCCCCGGCCUCCUACAUGAACCCCUUCCCAGUGCUUCAUCUCGUUGAGGACCUGCGGCUGGCCCUGGAGACACUGGAGCAUCCCCAGGAGAGAGCAGCACUCCUGAGCCAGGUCCCGGGCCCCACAGCCGCCUACAUAAAGGAGUGGUUCGAGGAGAGCGCGUCCCAGGUAAAUCACCACAGUGCUGCUAGUAAUGAAACAUACCAGGAACGCUUGGCCCGUCUAGAAGGAGAUAAGGAGUCCCUCAUAUUACAGGUGAGCGUCCUCACAGACCAAGUGGAAGCCCAAGGCGAGAAGAUUCGGGACCUGGAGGUGUGUCUGGAAGGACACCAGGUGAAACUCAAUGCUGCUGAAGAGAUGCUCCAACAGGAGCUGCUAAGUCGCACAUCUCUUGAGACUCAGAAGCUCGAUCUGAUGACUGAAGUGUCUGAGCUCAAGCUCAAGCUGGUUGGCAUGGAGAAGGAGCAGAGAGAGCAGGAGGAGAAGCAGAGGAAAGCAGAGGAGUUACUGCAAGAGCUCAGGCACCUCAAAAUCAAGGUGGAGGAGCUGGAAAACGAACGGAAUCAGUAUGAGUGGAAGCUGAAGGCCACUAAGGCUGAGGUAGCCCAGCUGCAGGAGCAGGUGGCCCUGAAGGAUGCCGAAAUUGAGCGUCUGCACAGCCAGCUCUCCCGGACUGCGGCUCUCCACAGUGAUCAUGCGGAGAAAGACCAAGAAAUUCAACGUCUGAAGAUUGGGAUGGAGACUUUGCUUAUUGCCAAUGAAGAUAAGGACCGUCGGAUCGAGGAGCUCGCGGGGCUGCUGAACCAGUACCGGAGGGUGAAGGAGAUCGUGAUGGCAACUCAACGGCCUUCAGAAAGAAAUCUCUCAAUCCAUGAAGAAGAGCCAGAGGGAAGUUUCAGAAGGUGGAACGCUACGAAUAAAGGCCUUGAAGAAUUACUUAAACCAGAGAUGCCUCCAAGAUGCAGCCCUCCUGUGGUGGCGCCACCGCCACUUCCACAGAAAUCACUGGAAACCAGGGCUCAGAAGAAACUCUCCUGUAGUCUAGAAGACUUGAGAAGUGAACCUGUGGAUAAGUGUGUCAAUGGGAACCAAGUCUCCCUGGUGGGAGAGCCCAAGGACAGCCCUUUCCUGGCGGAGCACAAGUACCCCACGUUGCCUGGGAAGCUUUCAGGAGCCGUGCCCAAUGGAGACGCUGCCAAAUCUGCUCCCCCCGCCUCCCAGCCUGACCCCGUAGGAACCAGCCUGCCGAGGCUGAGAGACACAGAGAGUGGCUGGGACGACGCUGCGAUGGCCAAUGACUUCUCAUCCACGUCAUCUGGUACUGACUCGGGCCCCCAGUCUCCCCUGACACCAGAUAGUAAACGGAGCCCCAAAGGCAUCAAGAAAUUCUGGGGAAAAAUCCGAAGAACUCAGUCAGGAAAUUUCAACACGGACGCGCCGGGGAUGGCGGAGUUCCGGCGAGGCGGGCUCCGGGCGACUGCAGGGCCAAGGCUCUCUAGGACCAGAGACUCCAACGGUCAGAAAAGCGACGCCAACGCCCCCUUUGCCCAGUGGAGCACGGAGCGCGUGUGUGCGUGGCUGGAGGACUUCGGCCUGGCGCAGUACGUGAUCUUUGCCAGGCAGUGGGUGACUUCGGGCCACACUUUACUGACAGCUACCCCUCAGGACAUGGAAAAGGAGCUGGGAAUUAAGCACCCUCUUCACAGGAAGAAGCUGGUGUUGGCAGUGAAGGCCGUCAACACCAAGCAGGAGGAGAAGUCUGCCCUUCUAGACCACAUCUGGGUGACACGGUGGCUGGACGACAUCGGCUUACCCCAGUACAAAGACCAGUUUCAUGAAUCCAGAGUGGAUGGACGCAUGCUGCAGUACCUAACUGUGAAUGACCUACUCUUCUUAAAAGUCACCAGCCAGCUCCAUCAUCUCAGCAUCAAAUGUGCCAUCCACGUGCUGCACGUCAACAAGUUCAACCCCCACUGCCUGCACCGGCGGCCAGCCGACGAGAGCAGCCUUUCUCCCUCAGAAGUUGUGCAGUGGUCCAACCACCGGGUAAUGGAGUGGUUGCGAUCCGUGGACCUGGCGGAGUACGCACCCAACCUGCGUGGGAGUGGCGUCCACGGAGGUCUCAUUAUCCUGGAGCCUCGCUUCACUGGGGACACCCUGGCUAUGCUUCUCAACAUCCCACCACAGAAGACGCUCCUGAGACGCCACCUAACUACCAAAUUCAGUGCUCUGAUUGGUCCCGAGGCGGAACAGGAAAAGCGGGAGAAAAUGGCCUCACCAGCGUACACGCCGCUGACCACCACAGCCAAGGUCCGGCCAAGAAAACUGGGAUUUUCACACUUUGGAAACAUAAGAAAAAAGAAGUUUGAUGAAUCAACGGACUACAUUUGCCCGAUGGAGCCCAGUGACAGUGUCGGUGACAGGGUCUACAGUGGCUACCGGGGCCUCAGCCCACUCGAUGCCCCCGAAGUGGACGGGCUGGACCAGAUGGCACCUUCGGAAGGCACUGUGACGCAAAUAGGGCUCCUCUCCCAAGACAUUCACCGCCUCACGACCAUGCUGAGCGAGGACCAGAUGCUGAACGACUCCCACCUGGCUGUUCCCGGCUCUGAGGACUGGAGGUGACUUCACAGUAGAGUGCUGGGAGAGGCACGU